Messenger RNA from Spizellomyces punctatus DAOM BR117, 3496 nucleotides. RefSeq lists its product as uncharacterized. The record is from RefSeq and is a predicted model, not a curated record. NCBI's taxonomy places the organism in Eukaryota, Fungi, Chytridiomycota, Chytridiomycetes, Spizellomycetales, Spizellomycetaceae. The transcript is spliced from 15 exons. Gene Ontology annotation, molecular function: protein binding. Bases 7 to 3360 code for a protein of 1117 amino acids.
CAAAAAAUGAUCAGAGACUGGGACGAACUGUCAGAAGAAUGGCAGGAAACUACCGACGCUUUGCAGACAGAAUCAUAUCCGACUGGCCCAUUCUCGGGGAGUCAAAGCGCCGAAGAUGCGUCGGACGACGGAAAUGCAGACUCAUCUACCGUGCGAGUCAUCGGAGAUCAGCAGAGGCACAGUGGCAUAUCGGCUAACUCACGCCCUUGGGAAAGGAGCCAGCUGAAGGAUAUGUUUAGCCCCCUUUCUUUGGAGAGACUUUUUAAAGCCCCGGUUGGGUCAAGGCCUGAUUCAACUCCUCCCAAAGGAAUGGCAUCGCGAUAUAAUGCAGUUUCAGAGCGGUGGGCGGACCAAGCACUUUCAGAUACAGCACACUCUGUCGCGAUGAUGCAUGAAGAGGCGAAUGCGCUGCACAGACCGGAGGAGAAAGGAUAUCCAUCGGAAGAACCUCUUGUACACUGGGACCAUCAAAUACCUGCCCACGCGUUCGCCGAACUGUCAUUAUUUGUGGACCCAGAUGUCCAUCCGAAAACGCAAUUAGCUGAUCUAACAGGCCUGGACGUCUCCGCUUCGCGCAUUGAGGGUAAUCAAGAUAUAUCUUUAUCACUAGGUGAACGAUCAUAUCGGGAUCGUGGUGGGGGUCCGAGCUCAGAAGGGACUCCCAAGAAACAUCGCCAGCACGCCCAGUAUUGGGGAAACGGAUCCAUAGGAGUUCCACGGGGACCGCAGGUUCCAAAGAGAACAGAAUGGCCAGAGGCGCAUAAGAAGUUAAUGCUGCCAAGAAACAAUCUUGGAGCCGACAAUGAUGAUCCCCCUCGCCGCCCAUCGACUGGCAGAGAUACGACUCUCAGCAAUACUUCGUGGCCCGAUGGUGCCGACCUGUUUCAAGUUGACUACGACACAAAAACGCGCAGCUACCUUGAGGCACUUGUGGAUGAGCUGCGAAGUAGCAAGCAGCAGCCUCAGAAUCAAGGGAGAAACGACGGAGGCGAUACUGGCAUAGACCUAACCCAGAAUACAAGCGCGAACAUUGAACUUAGACCCAUAGCCUCUACGACCCACGACCUAAUUCCAUCACACGACUCGCAAUUGGAGCCAUCGAUUACACACCUCAAUCACAAGUCAUACACUGUAAAUAAUGCACCGUACUACUCAGACGAGGAUGAGGCUAAUGAACCAAUCGACAUACCUCCGAGCGCAGAACCCGCCUCUGCGGAUGAUUGUCCAAGAAAUGUUAGCAUGCCCGCAGACCUUCAGAGCUACCCUUCAGAUAUUGAUUUUUUGGAGGACGUGUUCGAAAACUCUAUCCGAGCUUCUCGCUCUCGGGGUCCAGCACAAGCCUUCGCUGGGUCUGUGGAAAUACAUGGACAAAGGGGGAAUCAUUCCGGUAGCCCGAACAAGUCGUCAACCAAGUCGGAAUCGGGAAGGAGUAGUCAGUCCAAGAUUCUAACAAUUCGAAACCUUAGCAGCGCGAAAAAUAAAUCAUCAGUCAUACUUUCGCAUCUUGGUGCUAGCUCACAAAUGCGAUUCAAUGAGGACAAACAGCGCUGGGAAGAAAAUGAUGAUUUGAUGGAAGAAAUACCACACUCCGUCGCUGAAGGCACUGCUCAGGCUUCAGCUGCGCGGCAAGAGCCCGCUGAACAGUGCAUUACAGGAACUGGCCCAGUACCUGCGAACCUUGAGCAAGAGGCACAAUACAUGUACGGAAGUCCUGACUCCGGCGACAUCCGCAGCGUGGCCGGUUGCAGUGACGCAACAGUUCAAGCAGGGACAGAAACGCAGCCAGAGAUUGCCACAACAUUAAGCAGACAGCCGGGAGAUCAGCUUCAAAGGGAGCUUCACGAAGAGUUACCACAGAUUCGCAGCCCCACCUCAGUUCGGUCACAGCGAAUGGUCUUGGAAGACCUCCAUACUCCUGCUGUAACCCGAACAGGAAGCCGAUUCCAAAGUAACCCUGAGCGGAAGGAAGAGCCGGGGGAGCCAGGCACUUCUGGCGGAAUGCUACCGAAUCUUGCGAAAGCCCUAAAACUCCAGGCGGACUGGAUGACCAUGACUCACCUGGAUCUAAGUCGAUACGGGAUUGGCUCUGUUCACAGUCUGAAGAGACAUGCCCCUCAAGUGCGGACUCUGAAAGUGAACGACAAUAAGCUUCCGUACCUCAAUGGGGUUCCAGAAACUGUCGCGGUUUUGCAUGCUCAGAACAACCUCCUCUCCAACAUCACGACAUUUGCCCAUCUUCCAGCCCUGCAAUUUCUCGAUAUAUCCGGUAAUAUGGUUGAAGAUCUCUCCGGGUUGACGUGUUUACCAAAUCUACGUGAACUCCAUGCGGCAAAUAAUAGAAUCCGCCAUUGUGCCCACCUGAUAUAUAUGCCUCGCCUAGUACGAGCGAAUCUUCGUGGGAACAAUAUCGCUCGAAUUGAACUAAAAUUCCAUGGGCCUUACCGUUUGGAAUAUUUGGAUUUAUCUUGCAACGACAUUGACAAUGUUACUGGAAUUGAGCGCCUCGUGUGCCUCCGAGAACUGAUACUAGACCAGAACCGUCUGGGUAGUCUAAAUCUCCGAGGAGAGCUGUCGAACAUGGAAGUUUUGAGCCUUAAUGACAAUGAAUUGCAAACAUUUGACGGCCGGCACUGGCCGAACCUGCGACGAUUGUCACUGGACCGAAACCGAAUACAGCAUUUCAGCCACGAAAAAUAUUUGUCACAUUUGCAGAAUCUGUCAAUAGAGCGUCAGAGUGUGCCAGUACUGAUGAUAAAGUUUUCGCACCUACGGCGACUCACUGAUUUGCGUAUUUCAGGCAAUUCGUUUCGAGACUUGCGUGCUCUGCGACACAACAUCCGGCUGCAGUUUUUGGAGGCACAGGCGACUGGCAUAUCGCAUAUUCCUGAAGACUUUGCAAGAAACCUACGGGAGUUGGCACAUCUGAAUCUCAGCGAUAAUGAAAUAACAGAAAUUCAGACCGUGCGACAUCUGAAAUCCUUGCGGUCGCUGAUCAUGACAGGAAACGCGAUUGAGGACUUUGCGAUGAUUAGUGAGGCUUUGAAAGGGCUAACGCGGGUGGAAGUACUGGAUUUCAGGCACAAUCCGGUCACUGCACGCUUUUAUGCACAGCGGACAACUCCGCUGGAUGAAUCGCAGUGGUUGACUUCAGAUGAGCUUUUCCGCAAGCAGCUGAACGACGCGGAUUUUGUCCGACGGACAUGCUACCGCAGCAGCUUGAUAAGCAUACUACGGGGUUCACUUCGAUCCUUGGACAACAUUGCAACAGGAGAGCCGGACAAAAAGGUGGCUAAAUAUCAAAUGAGCCGUCUCAAAAGCUCGUUGCGCAGAUCAAUGAGCAGUGUCACGAUGGGAGACUAGGAACGGUAUUAUAAUUGAUGAAGGUUUCAACAGCGGCCUAUACAACUUUUGGUGCCAUCGAUAUGAUCUUUGUCCAUCGCUUCUGUCUGCACUCGUUUGCAACUGCCCCUAGCACUCUAUUCCCCAAUGGCUGCCC